This is a messenger RNA of Brenthis ino (lesser marbled fritillary), 1179 nucleotides long. Lineage: Eukaryota; Metazoa; Arthropoda; Insecta; Lepidoptera; Nymphalidae. The record is from the annotation of a GenBank genome assembly.
AUGGGUUCUUUGGAACGUGCUGGUGAUGCUACAUCUGAAGCGGAAUCUGGUGAUGAUGAAAGAAUUGUUGGCGAGGAAUUGGCAGCACAUUUGAUUAAAAGUGGCAUUACUCGCAAUGAAAUGCUAGCGGCUCUCACCAACCGGAUCCACGCUGAAGCGAUGGCAUCACUUCCACCCAACGUGCGUCGGAGAAUCCGCGCUCUGAGGUCUCUACAGAAAGAGUUUGUGGAUAUUGAGGCCAAGUUCUACUCUGAAGUGCAUGCAUUAGAGUGCAAAUACGAGAAACUGUACAAGCCACUGUUUGAAAAGCGAGCUCAAAUUGUAAAUGGUGCAUAUGAACCAACAGACAAUGAAUGUCUAAAUCCCUGGCGGGACGAUACAGAGGAGGAGGAACUAGCCCGAGCUGUACAAAAUGCUGCUAUCACUGAAGGAGAUAAAAAGGAGGAAGAAAACAAGCUUGCUGAGCCACCCAUGGACCCAAAUGUCAAGGGAAUCCCCGACUUCUGGUACAAUAUAUUCAAGAAUGUUUCAAUGCUGUGUGAAAUGAUGCAAGAACAUGAUGAACCUAUUAUUAAAUGUUUGCAAGAUAUCAAAGUGCAAAUGCAUGAAGAUCCCAUUGGCUUCACACUGGAGUUCCACUUUGCCCCCAAUGACUAUUUCACUAACACAAUCCUCACCAAGGAGUACUCCAUGAAGUGUAAACCUGAUGAGGAGAACCCCUUGGAGUUUGAAGGCCCAGAGAUCUAUUCGUGCAAGGGCUGCGAGAUCAACUGGAAGAAGGGUAAGAACGUGACGGUAAAGACGAUAAAGAAGAAACAGAAGCACAAGUCUCGCGGGUCCGUGCGCACCGUCACCAAGUCUGUGCAAGCGGAUUCCUUCUUCAACUUCUUUGCGCCACCUCUCAUGCCUGACGACACCAACUCCACCCUCGCUUCUGAUACUCAGGCGCUGCUAACGGCCGACUUCGAGGUGGGCCACUACAUCCGCGAGCGUGUGGUGUCGCGUGCCGUGCUGCUCUACACCGGCGAGGGGCUCGACGAGGACGACGACGACGACUACGAGGAGGAGGAGGAUGAGGAGUGUUCGACGGAAGAGAGCGAUGAUGAGGAACCCGCCCCGCGCCGACGCGGCAAGAAGCAGAUCAAGCCGCACGAGAACCCUGCAGAGUGCAAGCAACAG